AGGCAAAGGGCUCGGCCACGCCGUGGUACCUCGUGGCAGGCCUGUGCAGACCAUUAAGAACGCCCUAAUCCAUGUCGCUAAGCGCACUAGGCCCUAGCUUUUGGAAGGGCUAACCCUCCUCGGCGACGCCGACGGCAGUUGAUCGUUACGAGACAAACAGUGCAUUAGAUUAGGCAACUUUGAUUAGACAAUGAGAUAGCCGCUCUAACCGAGAGACUAGUCCUCUAUUUUGUUGCCACCAGAGCUUGACUCGCCAGUGAGCAGAGCACUACACUCGUUGCAAGUACAGCACACUCACUCACACUCGCCGGUCGCCACUCUAGCAGCUGACCACUGAGCGCGGCGGGAGGGCGGGCUGAGAGGCGGAGGCCGGGAUGGCGACCGACGGCGUGUCGAGGCUGAGCGUGGGGGUGAGCGUCAUGGUGGCGCUCAGCCUGGCCGUCUUCCUCACCAUCGUCAUCCUCCUCCUCGCCGACCUCUUCUGCUCCCACCUCCGCCGCCGCCGCCUCCGCGAGGACGCGAUGGAGGCGCCGCCGCACAAGUGGCCGAAGCACGGCGGCCCGGCGUCGCUGUCCCCGCCGCACGCCGCUGGCACGGCCGACGACGCGUCCGUGGCCACCACGGCGACGACGGCCACCACCACGGCGCGCGAGGCGCUCACCAGCACCCCGCCCUUCUACUACGCGCACGGCGUCAUGUGCGCGCCCAGCCGCAAGGACCUGCUCCUCGCCAUCCCCAGGCUGGAGGCCGCCGUGUGGCGGUGGUCGCCCGCGCGCCGCUCCUCGCCGUCGCCCUCGCCGCCGCGGUCGGACGAGCCCACCGCGCGCGGCUCCUCCUCCUCCUCCGCGCACAGCGACGGCCUCAUGUACAUCUCCAACCCGGUGUACGAGCGGGGCGCCCCCGCCGGGCACGAGCACGACACGCCGUUCGAGACGCCGGACGCCUCGCCGUCGCGGUACGGGAUCACAGAAGAGGAGCCGGGGGACGGGGCGUUCUCGCCGCCGCUGCCCGUGAUGAGGAAGCUGCCGCCGCUGGGCGUGCUGGCGUGCCCCCCGCCGGCGGUGGGCUUCUUCGAUGGCCGGCCGCCGGUGACGCUGUGGCCUGGGACGGUCGCCGACGCCAACAGGGCCUCCUCGUCGUCGUCCAACUUCGCCGCGCGCUUCUUCUCUUCGUAGAUCUUGAUUCGGUUCACUGUUUUUGCUCUGGCUCCUGAGACCUCAGUUGUAUGACUCGUUGGAUUUGCUAGCUCUUGCACUUAGUUUUUCCGGGACAGUGUAACCCACUUGAUCUAUGGCUGGAUGAUGCGUCAGUUUCUGGUUGCAAAA
Molecule: messenger RNA, 1325 nt
Organism: Aegilops tauschii subsp. strangulata
Lineage: Eukaryota; Viridiplantae; Streptophyta; Magnoliopsida; Poales; Poaceae
Source: RefSeq, a predicted model, not a curated record